AGGCUGCAUUUCCGGCAACGAAGCGAAGACGACGAAGAUCGCGCGCGACCUGCGAGGCGCUGGCAGCGAGAGUAUCUGACGUGGCUCGUUCUGAAUCGUGCAGACCUUCCAGUCCGCCAUAAGGGAACGCAUCGUCAGCAGCAGUGUCAACAACGGCGGAGCGGGCUGCAGGGAGACAACUGACGAGCUGCCACAUUCCUUCCCUGAAGAGACUGUUCUCGACCAGAAGGCUACCGGACAACAUGGACCGCAGCAUGCCGAGGCGGGCGGCGCUACAGCUCGGCGACGCAGCGGAACGCCAACUUUGGCUGGCGGAGGAUGGCUGGACGCGACGCGGCGACCUGACUUUGUGCAAGGCGACCACCACGCAGCGGAACAUCCAGCGCAGCAACGGUCUACGCGGCAUCUGGCACAACACAGCGGACCACGCCGUCUGCACUACCGACAUCCCGCUGCUGCUCGGUGAGGUGCCCGCUACGAAACGCACGCUCCAGGCGAUCCUGCUGACGAACCCUACGCUGGGCGCAGCUUGGCAACACUCCGCUCCAAGCAUGUGUGCGACACCGGGAAGUCCUGAACUGCGGUCGCUUCCCGAACCGAAGGACUGACCCGACCAGGGUGGUCCUUGACUACAACGUGUUUUCCCCCAUCAGUGUCUGUGGGUGAUUUUCCGCCGUCAGCGCAACGCACACUUAUUAGCGUUGCCGUGUUCAACCAAAAUAAUAAUUAGUGUAUACGUUUUUUUUUAUAUAUUUCCGUUCCAAAGCCCGCAUUUUUACGCCCGGGCAACUAUGA
This is a messenger RNA of Dermacentor silvarum, 795 nucleotides long. RefSeq lists its product as uncharacterized. NCBI's taxonomy places the organism in Eukaryota, Metazoa, Arthropoda, Arachnida, Ixodida, Ixodidae. The transcript has 2 exons. The record is from RefSeq and is a predicted model, not a curated record. Bases 243 to 608 code for a protein of 121 amino acids.